This is a messenger RNA of Mercenaria mercenaria, 2842 nucleotides long. RefSeq lists its product as uncharacterized. NCBI's taxonomy places the organism in Eukaryota, Metazoa, Mollusca, Bivalvia, Venerida, Veneridae. The transcript has a single exon. Bases 1 to 1944 code for a protein of 647 amino acids. The record is from RefSeq and is a predicted model, not a curated record.
AUGAAGGUUACUGAUAUGGAACAAAUUGUUUUGCAGAAACAAUCGGAAUAUCUUAUAUAUUCGCGACAAGAAUCGAGUGACGAAGGACUUGAUAACAGCCGUCAAACUCAAGACGAUGUUUUACAAGAGGUUAGAGAACGAUACACCAGUUUAUACGAAAAGAGUGUUUUCCCCACUUCUGAUAAAACUAUAUUGAAAGAAUCGGAAAUAAAACAAAGAAUAGAAUCUGCAGUAAGUCCUCACCCUAACGAUACGUCUGAAGACAUCAGAUGUGCGAGUUGUUCAGAUCAAACAAGGGUAGAAUGCGUUUCAAGAUUAAAGAAAGCUCAACAUAUCUGUCUGCCGGGCAACUAUUCAAAGAAGAAUAUAAAACUGCUUCGGAAACAGGUUCACCUUUACAAACACCACGCUAUAGUCACAAAUGUAAGUUACAUAACGGAAACAAAAGUGAAGAUGACCAUUAUACAUUUCCAUUCGGGAAGAGACGGAUUGCAUAUUGAAGAGACAACAGACGUGUACGACUUGACAUAUGACGAGAUUUACAUCGUUAACUAUACAGCAACUUCAAUCAAUUCUCCCGACACAGUUAUCGAACGAGCAAAAAGAAUUCUAUCACAAAACAAAAAGGGAAAAUUUGGCAAGUAUGAUGCCUUUUCAUGCAACUGUGAACAUUUUGCCACUUGGUGUGUGAUAGGAAAGGAAGAAUGUUUUCAGACUGAAGAGAUAAUGCAAAAACUCAAAACAGCUAUAUGUUCUGUAUUCGGAAAUGGGAGUUACAUCGCAAAAGUACUGGUAAAGGCGAUAAAUACAUCAGCUGAUGAAAUUGCCUCCACUCUAACAUCAAAGAUUAAUAUUCCUGAGUUUGUUUUGGGUGGUACAGUUGUUCUGUACCUGCUAUAUUGUAUCUUUAAGACAGUACAGUACAUGAGCGAGCACAAGGACAGAACGCUUUGUGCCAGUUGCAAGGGGCGAAAACUUCAAGAACUAUGGCUGGAAUUUGGAGUGUUUUUAGGGACUUCUGCUGUUUCUUACAUCGUACUAAACUUCUUACUGCCUCUUAUGACAACUGCCGUAGGAGUACCUUUCAUGUUCCUGGUUCUUUUGCUAUCACUGGCGCUACAGUUGUCAGUUCCUACCAUACUGAAUGCUUUGCGGAGACCAUUUUCAUGUGAGAAGAAGAUUGUUGAGCGGAUAUCAGAGGUUGAAGUCGGAGAUAUAAUUUCAUUUCCGUAUUACAACUUUUAUCAUGAUAUGGUAGUUACUGAAGUUCAUGAAUGUGCUAAAAACCCAUCGAAAGGAAAAUUGCGUUGUGUGCAUUAUGGUUUGCCUUCUCUUCUCGGAAGACGGGUGGUUAUAGAGGAUUAUUUCGACAUUGACCUUCAAAACACAAUGUAUCUGCUUGACAUGAAACAUCUUAAGACUUAUUCUCAGGAAAAAGUCGUCACACGUGCAAGAAAAAGGCUCGGUGAACGGAAAUGGUCUGCACUAUCAAAUCGGUCCGAUCACAUGUGCUUCUGGGCCAAACUAGACCUACGACCUAUGGAUGUGAUUAAGGUAUGUGACUCCAGGACCAUCAGAGAAUCUAAAUGCAAGGAGGUAAGCACUCUCAUAAUUGACGUACAUCUGAUGCACGAAAUAGAACCAGGAGACGUUGUCAAUUACAAGGGCACGACUGGUAUACUAGUGGACAUGCGAAGUUUGGAUAAAGAUGUAGGGCGUGAAUUCGAAAUGACAUUGGUCGUUUACGACGCAUUUUGGUAUGUCCGUAGAAGGAUGUACAAAGUCGAUUUGAACAAAAGCGGAAUUGUUCUUAGCAUAUACCAUAAAAUUCAUUGUCAUACAAAAGCCAUCCGUGUACAACGGGCUAAACAGAAAGUGGACACAUACGGUAUCCGUUGGACAACGGCAGGCUUCAUAGAAGAUAUAAUUAUGUUACAAACUUAAGUCGUACUAAACUGAGACUGAAUUGAUCAUCAAGUGGUAUAAACAUUUCUUUUCACUUCUAAUGCAAAACUGAAAACCACCGUCCAUGCAAACAAAAAGUGCUAUGUUAUUAUUGAAUAUAGGAGUAUAUGUACAAAUUAAAUCCUACACUAAGACAGUUCUGAUUAAUCAUAAUACAGUUAUUAUAGUGCAUACUAUUUGAUAGCAGUUAUCCAUCACUAAUUUCGGUACCAUAAGCGUUACACAAAGUCACGCAAGAAAAUAAAUUGUAUAUUUCAAUAAAAUUUGAACGUGUAAUGAACGAAUUUUAUAUAUUGCAAUGAAAGAUAUCAGACAAAUUAAUCAAGUCCAUUUACAAGCAAAACAAUGCUUAUCUGUGCAUGAGUUUCAAUCGUUAUUUUUUUCUGUAACGUUGUCGAAAGCAUAAAAUAUGCUGAUUUUCUCUGCAAGACAAUGUGACUGGUACACGAUGGAAGAUAAAUUACCACUUGUUCAAUAGCCAUAGUACCCAUUUACUGAACUUUGGGUUGUAGGUGAGAAAUGCGCGAUUGAAAUGGAUAAGUACAUUUUUCCGUUCAUGACCAUGGUACUGACAAUACAUCUAGGUGUAAGGUAUAAAAUAUACAGUGGGUAUGUUUUUCUGGCCUGGUGCCAGUGGUAUAAUGUACUCCUUUAGUAAAUUCAAAACACAAAUUUAUUUGUUCAUCGAUGUUACUUUUUAUUACCAAUUUUCUAGAAACAGGUAAAAUUUCGUUUGAAAUACCCUCCACUUAUUUAAUCAGUUAAGUAUCAUUUUUUUGAACACAUGCAUAUAGAGACUAAUAGGUUAGUGCCGUAGAUGAGAAAGUUUAUCUGGCGAGGUGAAGGAGGUUAUCGGGUGAGCCGAAGGCGAACCUGA